Messenger RNA from Caenorhabditis bovis, 1188 nucleotides. The record is from the annotation of a GenBank genome assembly. NCBI's taxonomy places the organism in Eukaryota, Metazoa, Nematoda, Chromadorea, Rhabditida, Rhabditidae.
AUGAUUCAUAAUCAACAACUGUUCUUACCUAUUAUUGGCUAUAACGAUUCGUUCGUAAUCUAUUCUCCAUCAGCCAUUUCGAGCACUUCUGGUUCAUCAACUUCUUCUCCGUCGCCUUCGUUAUCGAAAGCGAGCACGCCAUCAAAGAAAACUUCAUCUUCGUCCGGGAAAGAACGCCGAGUUUUCGAUCUGCCAUGCGCCAUUUGCUCUUGUCCAGCUACUGGAUAUCAUUAUAAUGUAGCUUCCUGUAACGGAUGCAAAACGUUCUUUCGUCGUUGUAUUCUCUCAAAAAGCAGUUUCCGUUGCAUUCGCGUCAACUCAAAAUGUCUAUCUGACCUGAGUCAGUAUGCGGAUGGGACAAGAAUCAAAUGUCGUAGCUGCCGUUUAGACAGGUGUUUGCAACAAGGAAUGCGAAGAGAAGCCGUUACGUCGUCCGUCUACAACUCUGAAAUGAAGCUUCCCUCAGAUCUCUACAUUUCCUCUAUCUCCGAACCAAGUACAUCAAGUGCCAUCAAGUGUGUUAACGAUACCACUUCAAAGAUGCGUCAUUGUCUUCAUCUCAUUAGAAGAUUGAGAGAUAUACCAGAAUGGCUCACAAUUGAUCUCGCAUGUGCCAUUGAGUAUAUUAAAAAUAUUCCAGGAUUUGACAGCUUCAAUAUUAAUGAUCAGGAAGAACUUCUCCGAUCUGCAGCUUUUCAAAUAACUAUAGCGAUUCAAGCUAUAGAUAGCUAUUUCGAAGGACACAAAUCGAUAACACUUCCUGAUGGAACUGAUCUGUUUGAACUAGUGAACAGAAGUGGAGAUGGUGCUGACCGAAUGUACGUAAACAUGUUCACUACGAUUCUUGAUCCUUUGUAUCGUGAAGAGUUCACUAUCGAUGAGCUCUCAUUGGCUCUUAAUCUCUUAUUCUUUUCUAUUGUUCCCUCCAGUUCGUUAUCCACCGUUGGACAACUUCUGCUUGAUGAAAAAAAAACGCAGUCAAUGAGAAAUCUUUUAGUUCUUCUCAUGACUCAAGAUUCAACAAAAUUUGCUGGACGAUUCGGACGCCUUACAGCUUUGAAUGAGCUUUUCAGCAAGGUUACAUCCAAUCAUCGCCAAAAAAUGUUAGAAGCUGACGAAAGACGUCUGAAACUAAGAGAUUAUCUUAUUGAACAAGUAGUAUUUGGAUACAGAGGAGAAGCUUUGUAA